Scylla paramamosain (green mud crab) is the source of this 4388-nucleotide messenger RNA. Its product is annotated as tyrosine-protein phosphatase non-receptor type 13-like. The record is from RefSeq and is a predicted model, not a curated record. The transcript has 11 exons. The coding region runs from base 153 to 3359 and encodes 1068 amino acids. Gene Ontology annotation, molecular function: protein binding. NCBI's taxonomy places the organism in Eukaryota, Metazoa, Arthropoda, Malacostraca, Decapoda, Portunidae.
UACGCACUAAGGACCCGGUGAGUGUGACGUCACGAGCGUCCCUCACUACGCCCUCUGAAGUGACGCCUUCAGAGCGGCUUCAGUGACGGGCGACGCGCGCCUGCUGGUGCCGCGCCGUGUGUGCUGCGUGGCGGGAGGCGCGUGCCGGCACCAUGGUGGGCCAGCUUAUGGUGGAGGACGAGUACACCAUUAAUGUCAAGCUGCGGCGGCCCCUGCGGGAGGGCGGCUGCCUCGCUCCGCCCACACUCACCUUCAACCCAGACUCCCCAGCCCUCACCUUCACGCCGCCGCCCGAUGCCACCUUCAGAGAGCUUCGCGCCACCAAGAAUGUGAACGGGCGGCCCUGCCUGACUGUGGGCACUCAGCCCCACCCCGGCCAGCUCAGCAUCAUGCCGCCCGGCGAGGCGUUGCACGUGGGGCCGCCACCUCCGCCCCAGGUGAUGGUGGGCCGCAAGCCCCUGCCCCUCGUGCAGGUGUUCUCCGACGACAACGAUCUUGUCGCCACCAACAAAUUCACUGCGCCACAGGACCGCGCCCCCAGCCCGCUCGGGCCCCGCUCCGGCCAGCUGGCUCUGGACUACCCGUCCUCCGCCGCGGGCACCCUCUUUGUGCCCCGCAUACCCGAACACUGCAAGUCUGACAGCGGCGUGCUAUACGUGCCGCCCGUGGAGGAACAGAAGCUUCGAGUACAGAAGAAGGAUGAGCCGCCCCUGCGAGGCAACUCCCGCCGACGCCGCCUGCCGGAGCUUGAGGGCCAGCUGGUGCCGUACUCUGGACGGGAGGCAGCCUCGCGGGCGGCGGCGCGCGCCCUGCUGGGCAAUGUGUUGGCUCCCCGCCUGGACUCCCCACGCCCUCCUUCCCCGAGGCCACCCACCACCACAGACAUGCAUCUCUCCGGUGACCUGGUCAGCCUGAGCCUGGGCCGUCCCCGCGCCCUCACCUGGGGAGGGCACACCUCUGCCUUAGAAGGCGAGCGAGUGGUGGAGCCCUAUGGAGGCGGCGUAUCAGCGUCGCACGCUCAUGCCACGACUGCGGCUGUAGGAGGGCGGGGCGCUCAUGUAAGUGGCGAGGCUGAGGCCCCGCAGCCUGUUGACCCCGCCAUUUUGACCUCCAUUGACCUGGAGAGCGACCAUCCUCGCCACGAGAUGCCCGUCACAGACACGCCCCAGCUCCACCACAACCACCACCACCGCCACCACGACCUCAACCACAACGACCACGUGUUCGUGCACAAGCCGCCAGAGGAAGGCCGGCCGGUGGGUGGGCGAGCAGCUAAGUACGUGGUGCAUGACGACCAUCAGCUGGGGAUGGGACACGACAACUAUGCCUUCGACAGUGAAACGUCAGGGCAUGAUAUAUACAGCUAUGACCCAGGCUACAGUUCUGAGAGGUCACCAGAAGACGAAGAGAGGCCCCCGCUCUUUCAUGCAGAAAACAGAGACAGUGAUGUUGAGGAGGAGGAGGAGGAGGAGGAGGAGGAUGACGACGACGACGACGACGAUGAUGAACAGCUGCAGUCCAGUAACCUCAGGCUGCACCCCGGCCACUGCCUCUCCAAGGAGGAUCUCAUGAAACUGCUUCCCUUCAUCAAUGAGGGAACUAUUUUCGAAGUGACUGUAAUCAAGAACCUGAGGGGUUUGGGCCUGGCAGUGUGUGGAGGCAUUGAGAGCCAGGGGCCUUAUGCUGGCCUAAUCCGCAUCAAGAAGCUUUAUCCCCAGACUCCUGCUUGGCUUUGUGGGCAGCUAGAAGUUGGAGACAUCCUGCUUCAUGCUAAUGGCAACCCUCUUACAGGUCUCUCCAGUCAUGAGGCACUGGAGAUGUUACGGACAACAGAACGUGAAGUGACCCUUGAGGUGUGUCGCCCCCCCCCGGGAACUUUCACAGCAGGAGAGGACGUCUCAGAUGGAGGAUCAGGGGUCAUCAGUACAAGCCUCACCCUCCCCAGCACUAGUCACAAUUACCUUUCUCCCUCCCCAUCAUUUUCCUCUUGUGGGGAGUUUGAGUUGACUCUGACAAAAGUUGGAGGCUCUCUGGGAUUCACACUGAGAAAACAAGACAACAGCAUCCUAGGACACACUAUUCGCACCCUUGUAAGAGAACCAGCACUCUCUGAUGGCAGGAUACGGCCUGGGGACAAAAUUAUUUCAGUAAACAAUACCAACAUGUGCAAUUUGAGUCAUGAGGAAGCCAUUGCUUACCUGCGCACCUGUCCUGAUACUGUCACUCUAAAGCUAUACAGGGAUGCAAUGCAGACCCCUGUGUCCCCAGCCUCCCCAACAGAGCCUGACAAGAUUCUGAAGCCCAAGCCUUUGCGCAAAGAAGCAAGAGACAUGCUGACAGAUUUGGCCAUGAGGAAACAGUCCCCUGGCAACUCCCUACACAUGGGAGGCAGCACUAAUUCUCCAGGAACACCUCGCAGAAGACGUCUGCAAAAGACCCCAAGCCCUGACAUCAAAAGUGUGGUUGCUGACAGGUGGGAUUCACUCGUGAGAGAAUCAGAUGAAACCUUGCUGGGCAGCCCCUCUCUGGAGAAGAAGGUGUCUCUCAACAGCAUCAGAGAAACUGAACACGAUGCAUCACCAUUUGGGGACAGUCAGACUGAUGACUCUGCCUCCACUACAGUCCGCUCCAGACACUCCUCAGCUGCCUCCUCCUGCUCCUUCACACCCUCAGUGUCAGAGUCUCGUCCUAAGAGACCAAGCUUUUUAGACCUCAACACAGGACACAGCUGCCCACGCAAGACACAGUUCACUCCCCCCCAUGAGGUAGACCAGUCCUUCCCCUCCCCUCAAGGUGGCCACUAUCCCACCGGUGACUCUCCAGACUCUGCUCCCCCACUUACCUCAGCACACAGUGACACCCCUGCUUUUUCUCACCUGCACCAAGUGUACCACAGUGUGAAUCUAGGGGUGCAGCAUCCUCAUGAGGACUUGACAAUGGCCAGUGCUGCCUCUCACCAAAACCUGAGUGGCCUGGAUGGUGAUGGCCCCACCAAUCAAGGUCUUCUCAAAUGGAAAGGUGUUGUGUUCACUCCAGACUCAGAGGAUGAAGAUUCUUCCACUCCUCACAGUCCAACCGGCUCACUCUCGUCACAGAAACAGAAGCUGGUGACGUUAGAACUAAAUCGUGGAUGGAACAGUAGACUGGGAUUCUCCCUCCAGCAGCAGGGUGAUCAAACUGUCAUCACUGCCAUCUAUGCUGACAGUGUUGCUGCCAAAGAUGGACGGCUCAAGAUUGGAGACGUGGUGGUGGAGGUCAACAACACAAAUGUUGUUGGAUGGGACAGUGAGAGUGUGAUAGAUCUGUUGAGGAAAACGCGAGGAAAGAUUUUCCUCACCGUUCAACAGCAACCAUGUUGAUCCCAUCAAGAAGAAGUUCAUCUUCAGUGACAGCUGCAGCAAGGCAGCAGGCCAGUUCCUGCCUGUUGGGGUGAUACCUCUCAGCAAUCCAAGGAGUCAUGGGGCUGGUCUUGACUGGUCGUACUCUCCACAAACUUUUCUCUGGUCAGAAGUGAGUGAGGCAACCCCAAGGAUCCUCCCAUUUUGGGGCAAGACUGGGGGGCCUCUGCAUCACAUCACAAAUGUGUAUUGUACAAAUAUCCACAAUUCAUAUGAAGCUUUCUUCCAAACUGUAGCCAUAUUUAUGUAGUGGAUCAAAGCUUCAUCCUAUAUACUAUACUUGUUAGCUGUUACUGCUGCACCUAUCCUAGUGUACUGUUUACAACUCACUAUAAUAGUCUUUAAAAAUUCCCAUCUUAAACUGCAUUGUUUUCUUGUUUUAACAUUGUUGUUAAUAUUAAAUACUUCACCAAAAUGUUAACGGCAGAGUGUUGUUUCUUACUGAUGCAGUGAUAACAGUGUGGGUUGGUGUGCACUUGACCUGUCUGUGCAAUAGACCAGCUUAGUGCCAAAGAUUUCAGUGUUAAAAUGCAGAAACAUCAAAGAUAAUUGUUAUAUCAGUAGUAACAAAUGUCUUGCAUGUGCCAUUGUCUGCUGUAAGCAAUCCUCAAAAAUCUAAACAUUCCAGCUGAAAUUGUGUACAUUGAUAUUGAUGAGUGAGCCUCAUCAUUGAGGCUGUGGAGUCUUUCACAUUGUAACCCUACUGUGAAUAUAAUCAGGAACUGUUGAAGGGCAGAAGUCCCUCUCCCAGCUGCUGAUCAGAUAACCCUUGAGUCACCCUGACAGAACCUGGUGUGUGGCAAGGCUCGUGUGCUUUGUAAAGUAGGAUUGGUGCCCAGGGGAGUGACCCCAGCACUUUGCCUCACCACUCCUCUCCUAGGCCUCAUAGGCUGGCUCAGGAGUAAGAUGUUAAUAAUGUAUUUUAGGAUUAUACCAUCUAAACUGCAUAAAAGUUAAAUGAAUAUAUAAUUAUAUAUAUAUUUCCUGUAG